UUCCCCUGAUGUGGUUGGACACAUUCCUCCUGGCUGAGCCUGUCCGUGUCAUGACCAAGUACCCAGUGUCGCUUCAUGCAAGCAGUCGCUCCUGACGCCAUUCUUUUUGCAGAACUUUCAGUUUGCUUCCAUGAAAUAUGCGAUGGUCGCAGGAGUGCACGGUUCCUCUUCAGCUGCUACUACACUCUGUUUUCACCCUGGCAGCCGGCCAUGAAGGGCUGGACUUCCCUCACUUUGCAGGACAAGGUCAUGUUCCUCAGCCAGGGUCCAUCACCCACCCAGUGAGAACCAACGCUGAUGGAGACUUCCUGUCCCACUCUCUAUCUCACAAUUACAAGCAUGGGCAAGUCAGGCACAACCGACAACCCUUCGCCUCCAAGUCUCAGGUUUACUACAAGCUAGACUACACGGGUCGCACUUUAUUGUUCAAUUUGACCGCAAACAAUCGGCUCGUUUCGAGCGACUAUAUCCUGGAGAGGCGUAAUGGAGGCACCAAAAGGACUGAGAGUGACCGUCCCUCUGCUGGGAUGUCCUGCCAUCUACUUGGCACCGUGGUGGAUUCAGGGGUGAAAGGAACUGCUGCCAUCAGCACAUGCAAUGGAAUGAGAGGCUUCUUCUCCCUGCCUGAGGGACACUUCUUUAUUGAGCCACUCCCCAAAUCUCCAAGUGAUCUUGAAGGGUCUCCAGAGCCCCACAUCAUCCUCCCAAGAGUUACCACGGCAACACACCGGGAGAAACGCAGUCCGGAGGGCAGACAUGCACGCAGUUCAUGCGGAGUUCAAGAUGCCAAAUAUGUACAAGUGGAUAGAGAGCGGGAGGAAUGGGAGAGGGUACACAGUCCCAUGAAGUCCCGCUCCCAGCGCUCGGUCAGCAGGGAGCGUUGGGUGGAGACCAUGGUAGUGGCGGAUUCCAAACUCAUUGAAUAUCAUGGCAGCGACAAUGUGGAGUCCUACAUCUUCACCAUUAUGAACAUGGUGGCAGGUAUCUUCCAUGACGCCAGCAUUGGGAACGCCAUCCACGUCAUCUUGGUUCGACUGAUUUUACUACAAGAAGAAGAGAAAGGACUGAAGAUCGUUCACCAUGCAGACACCACUUUGUCCAGCUUCUGUGCCUGGCAAAAGAACUUAAAUCCACAGAGUGACACGCAUCCUGCCCAUCAUGACGUGGCUGUGUUGGUCACCAGGAAGGACAUCUGUGCUGGGAUGAACCAACCAUGUGAGACCUUAGGCCUGUCUCACCUUUCGGGGAUGUGCCAACCGCACCGUAGCUGCAACAUUAACGAGGAUUCAGGCUUACCCGUCGCCUUCACCAUUGCCCAUGAGAUGGGUCACAGCUUUGGAAUUCAUCACGACGGCCAGGGGAACGACUGUGAGCUGGGAGGGAGGCACCCCUUCAUCAUGUCAAGACAGCUGAUGUAUGACAGUUCACCUCUCACUUGGUCGUCUUGCUCCAAGGAGUACAUCACACGCUUCCUUGAUCGUGGAUGGGGUUUCUGCCUGGAUGAUCGUCCUUCCAAAAGAGACCUGACAACCCCACUGGCACGCCUCGGUGUUCGCUACACCACGCACCAUCAAUGUCAGCUCCAGUAUGGUCAGAAUGCCACCUUUUGCACAGAGGUGGAUAAUGUUUGCCAGAUUCUUUGGUGCUCUGUGAAUGGCACUUGUCGCUCUAAACUGGACGCACCUAUUGAUGGCACGCGCUGUGGACCAGAGAAGUGGUGUAUCUCUGGAGAGUGUGUCAUUGUGGGCAAACUGCCUGAGACGGUGAAUGGAGGCUGGGGACAAUGGAGUACUUGGUCCUAUUGCUCAAGGACUUGUGGCACUGGAGUUCAGUCAGCUGAGAGAGAAUGUAACAACCCCAAACCGGAGUUUGGAGGGAAGUACUGUACGGGUGAGAGGAAGCGUUAUCGGACCUGUAACACAAAACCCUGCCAGAAGAAUAAUCCGACUUUUAGAGAAAUGCUGUGUAGUGAGUUUGACACUGUGCCCUACCACAACGAGCUCUACAAAUGGAUUCCUGUGGCGAACCCCUUAAAUCCCUGUGAGCUACACUGCCGACCUGUCAAUGAGUAUUUUUCGGAGAAGAUGCUGGACACUGUGACGGACGGAACACCGUGCUUCAUGAACAACAACUCAAGGAACAUCUGUGUCAACGGAGUGUGCAAGGAAGUGGGCUGUGAUCAUGGCAUCGACUCCAAUGCAGUGGAGGAUCGUUGUGGCGUGUGUUUGGGUGAUGGCAAAAGCUGUGAGACUGUUUAUAGGUCGUUUGACAAGGGAGACGGCUUCGGGUACGUGGAUGUGGGGGUGAUACCAGAGGGGGCGCGGGACAUCCUGGUAAAGGAAACUGAAGAGACAGGUAACUUCCUGGCUCUGAGAAGACAGGGCUCUGAGGAGUACUUUCUCAACGGCAACUACAUCAUCCAAUGGAAUGGGGAGUACCUGGCUGGUGGGACCACCUUCUACUAUGAACGUAGUGGGAACAUGGAGAACCUUACCGCACCUGGACCCACUAGAGAGCCAGUCAUGCUCCAGUUGUUGUUUCAGGAGAAGAACCCAGGCCUUAAGUACGAGUACAUUGUUAAAAAGACCAAAGAAACAGUAAAUGAUGUUGUCAAACCCAUGUACUGGUGGAGACAUGGCGCAUGGACAGACUGCAGCACUACCUGUGGGCUAGGUGAGCAGCACCAGCCUGCACGCUGCUUCGAGUUGGAUUUGGGUGUUGUAGACGAAUCUCUCUGUGACCCAGAGAGUCGUCCAGAAGAUAGACACCGAAGGUGCAAGACCACAGAUUGUCCUGCCAGGUGGUGGGUGGGUCGCUGGCAGCAGUGCACGGCCACCUGUGGUUCGGACAGCUUGCGGAAGCGUACGGUUCUUUGUGUCCGUACAGUUUUGGGUGAGGAAAGGGUGCUCCAUCCAGUGGAGUGCAAGCACCUCCUCAAACCUAAACCUGUUGUGCCGUGCAACAGAGAUGUACCUUGUGGACAGGAUUGGGAUGUUGGACUCUGGGAAGAUUGUCCAGUGACAUGCGGAGGAGGAGUUCGCUCCCGCACCGUGAAAUGUAUGCUGGCACCCAAAAAGCAGUGCGACCUUGCAACCAAACCACGAACCCGGUCUCUGUGUGCUCUGCAGAGCUGCCCAAAUUCAAGGCUUCAACGACGUCCUGGGCCUCCUCCUAAAUACCGCCGCAUUUACCUGCCUAAGAGCCACCCUACUGAGCGUUCUCCCCCACUCACAAGGACCUCAGCCACAGCAGUUACUGCCACAACCUCUAAGAUCCCAUCAACCGAUCAUUAUGACAAUAAUGUUGUUGAGAAAAAUCAGAGGAAAGCAACAAGUAUGGAAAAUACAGAAACAGAGGAAAGAGUGGAUGUUGAGGAGGGAAGCACACCAAACGUGGUGAUGAACAGUCCUGGUUAUGACUACAUCACAGAUGAUAGGACACGAGAGGAGGAGGGAAUUAUCGAUCUGGACGUUGGUACUACUUGGGUCAAGAGUUCUCUUAAAUCAACCACACCAGUGUCGCAUAUAAUCACACCCACUUUACAAACACGUGGUCCUUGCAUGCACACAACCACACAAGCCACCACAUCGUCCCUCUUCACCUCGCAUGUCACUACCGAGAUCACUCAUGACAGCAACCCACGCAUCUCUUCAUACAGCCCCCAGAUGCACAAGGUUCCUCUAACUACUCCCAUGUUGAAGUUGCAUUCGGUUCCACCCAAAACCCGUCUCAACACAACACAAGCUCCAUUCCAUUCCAGUACUGCAGCAUUCCCCCAGAUUACCAUUAAGGUUAUUAAAGUGAAGAAGCCCACAGUGACUACCAAGAAAAGCAACUCUGCCAAAGAAACCCCAACCCAUUCCAAAGGCAACCGCUCUGACAGCCAGAAUCAGCCAGAUUCAAAUCCCAGAAGCAGCCCCUCCCAGGACCAGGGAGGGCCAGUCAGUAUGGAAGUGUUCUGGGUCGUAGGAAACUGGAGUGAGUGUUCAACAACAUGCGGGAUUGGUGCAAUAUGGAGGACUGUCACUUGUAGCUCCCAGAAGGACAAGGAUUGUGAAAUCACAAAAAAACCAGAGCCUGCCCGCACCUGCCAUCUACAGCCAUGUGCCACGUGGCAAAGUGGCAGCUGGAGCAAGUGUCCUGAUCAUUGUACGGUAGUGGGUAAGCGGUACCGGGAUGUCCAGUGCGUUGAUUCCCAGAGUCACCGUCCUCUUCGACCCUUCCAUUGUCAGGCGGUGUCGAGCAAACCUGUCAGUGCUUUGAUCUGCCCCCUAAAGGCCUGUGUAGACUGGAGCAUGUCACCCUGGGCACCAUGCACCGGGAGCUGUGGUGUGGGUAUGAGGGAACGGCUGGUGUACUGUCCAGUGCCUCAUGGUUGCGGCGCCACACUGAGGCCAAAUAGCACCGAAACAUGCAGCCUGAAGUCCUGUACCCUUUGGACGACAGAAGAGUGGGAGCAGUGCUCUGUAAGCUGCGGAGGAGGUCAGCAGCUGCGUGACGUCAUCUGCGUGAGGGCUGAGGAUUCUAGUGUGAUGCCAGACAGCCUUUGUGAGAAGAUGUCCAAACCAGAAGUGUUCAGGAAGUGUAACACGCAGGAAUGCCGCUCUACCACAGGUCCAGUUUGCAGAAAGAACACAAUGUCCUCUCGCUUCUGCGACAAGCUGAAGCUGCUAGGUCGUUGCUCUUUCAGGUCGGUGCAACGACAGUGUUGUGUCACCUGUAGGUCAUAGACGGGUAUAUCCUCUCACUGCACCUCCCAGCUACUGUUAUUCGUCAACGCGGAACAGGAAAUAUUUGACCGACAGUGGAACCUCUAAAGUUGGUGAUGCUGGUCGACUUUCCAUUUGUUUGGAUUUGCAAUCUUUCUUAUAUCGUGAAAAUGAUCUGUUCCGGAGGAGGCAACCUUCAGUAUUUGCACAGAAAAUGUUUUAAAGUGUAAACAUUUGGCAAAUCAUGGCCAUCAUUAAAUGUUUUCUUCACA
Messenger RNA from Nerophis lumbriciformis (worm pipefish), 4981 nucleotides. RefSeq names its product ADAM metallopeptidase with thrombospondin type 1 motif, 12 (gene adamts12). The record is from RefSeq and is a predicted model, not a curated record. Gene Ontology annotation, molecular function: metalloendopeptidase activity. Lineage: Eukaryota; Metazoa; Chordata; Actinopteri; Syngnathiformes; Syngnathidae. Gene Ontology annotation, biological process: proteolysis; extracellular matrix organization. Gene Ontology annotation, cellular component: extracellular matrix.